GAAAUUUAGAUAUGAUUAACUUUGAUUAAAGCUAAAGCUUAUAAAUAAGAAAUCACGGUUAGGCACUGGGAAGAAGUAUUUGAAAUGUAAUCAUUAUUAUACAGGGAGUUUCAUAUCUGUGCUUUAACCUUAACCAUAACUUAGCAGUUGACCAAAUCAGAACAGAAGACGAUUUUCAAAUGGAAAAAGAAAGAGGCAGUAGGAAAUGCCUGUAUGUGGCCACGGCAUAUCUCAUUCUUCUGACUGGUCUCAGUGCAUACCUUACCUACAAAGUGUUUGCCCUCCAAGGUGAAAUCCAUUCCUGUGAACACCAGCAAAACGGUACUUCGGAAUUUGUUAGUCUACGUCAGGAAGGCCAUCAGGAAGUUCUGUCUCUGCUGAAAAAUACCACACUGGAGGCAUCUGCACUACGUAGAGACAUGGAGGAGCUGAAUACUUUGGUCAAAGGACAGGGAGGGAUAAGAUUGCUGCAAGAGCAGCUGAAUCUUGUCAAUAUCAGCACCAGGCUCCUGCAGAGCCAACUGGACAAUCUGAGUGUUAGACCAGGUGUACCUGGACCUAGAGGACCAAAAGGAGAUACUGGAGAAGCAGGUGCACGUGGUUCAAAAGGGGAGCAGGGUAUCAAAGGAAAUGCAGGCCUUCUGGGGAUUCCGGGCAUGAAGGGAGAGAAGGGGCUACAAGGAGAACAGGAGAUCCUAGAUAAGCAACUCUUGACACUGUUGAACAAUAGCAGACUAGAGGGAUCUUCUCUGCGUGGAGACAUACAGGACCUGCAGGUUCGCUUCACUGACCUAUGUGAAGGAUCAGGAGGGAUUAACUGGCUAAAACUCCAGUUAGGUAAUGUGAAUAUAAGCACCCAACUCCUGAAGAUCCGACUUGACAGUCUGAGCCUCAAAUCAGGUCCACCUGGACCCAUGGGACCCAAAGGAGUUCCUGGAGUUACAGGUGUCCGUGGUCCAAAGGGGGAUCAAGGUAUGAAAGGUUCUGAGGGACGUCAGGGGAUUCCAGGAAUCAAAGGGCAGAAUGGACAACAGGGAAACCAAGGCAUAAAAGGGGAUCGAGGUCUACAAGGGCUACGUGGAGAACCAGGGGCCAAAGGAGAGAAGGGAAUUAGUGGCACCAGUGGGGCCCGAGGUUUGCAAGGAGAGAAAGGAGUAAAAGGAGAAAAGGGAGAAACGGGACAGAGAGGACUGCCGGCAGCAAAUAUAAGAAUUGUCGGUGGAGGCUCCCAAGGACGAGUGGAGGUGUUUUACAAAGGCGAGUGGGGUACUAUUUGUGAUGAUAGCUUCGACAUCACAGAUGGAGGAGUAAUCUGUCGGAUGUUAGGCUACCAAAGAGCCGUCUCUGUGUCUACUGGGCCAGCAGGGUCUGGAAGAAUCUGGCUGGAUGAUUUGAACUGCACUGGUAGUGAAUCCUCAAUUUUUGACUGCAGGGGCACAACAACUCAUAACUGCUCCCAUAGUGAAGAUGCUGCCGUGUCAUGUGUCUAAUAUAUAAAUGUGUAUUAUAUAUGUAUUUGUAUGUAUGCAUGCAUGUUUGUAUGUGCAUAUAUACAUACAUAUACAUCAUAUUUUAAAUUGCUUCUUCAUACAUUUCAUUCCACUAUUAUUUUUUUGCUAGGCAUUCUAUACUGUUUUUUUAUGUCAGGUUUUUACUUUAGUAAAUUGCUCUAUUGCUUACAAAGCCACGUUUAAUGCCCCCUUUAAUGCCCCUGCUCAUUUAAUCAGUCACACGCUUUUUAGACAUUUUUUUGGUUGAGCUAUAUUUUUUGUAAUGCUUAAAAGAUUAAUCAGAUAUGACAUAUUUCCAUUGUGAGGAAUUAUUUAAAGAAAGAACUGUAAUGUUUAAAGUGAAUGCACCUUGAUCUAUUGAGUGAUAGUAUUCGUAAAGUGAUUCUAAAAAAAAAAUCAAUUUUUUUUUUUAUUGAUUUCAUAGGAUAAAUGAAGAAUUCACAUUAUAUUAUUAUAUGGCUGUCCUUUCCCCAAAAUUUUCAAUGGUGACAGCCAUAUAAAAGGGAACAUUUCAGCAAUAAAACCAUACAGUAUUUUAGGCUAGGAGGCCUGCCUUCAUUUCUCUGAGAGAAAAUUAGUGACACAAACCUGCAUAAUGGACAGAACAAACUGAAUGAUCUAGCAAACUAUUUAACCAUAAUCUAACUAAGAAUUAAGCCUAUUGCAUCCAUGAUUUUAGGAAACCUACAAUCACGUCAUGUGUAAACAUCACACAGUUAUUUCUGCACAUAAAAUGAAAAAAGUUCAAAUAUAUAUGUGUAAAGAGACAAUAUGGCUUUAUUAUUGUAGCUAUGACAACUAAUCUAUUGCAUUAAAGAGUAAAGAACCACCCACUGAUCCAAAAACAGAUUCUAAAAUGAAUAGUCAAAGGCAUAGAUUGUGGGUAGAUUUUCUUUUCCUGCAUUUCUGAAAAUGUUACUUAAACUGAAUUAAAUCUCCACCUUGCUUCAGGGAUUAUUUUAGAACAAUUUAGCCAUAGUUUUGAGUUAAUCUGGGACAACCUACUUCUAAGCUCUUUCAUUCUGGACUGUAAUGUUGCACAGGAUUUGCUUUUGGUUGAUUCAUUGAUAUCCACAGAAAAAAAUGUGAAAUCAGUUUUGGUCACAGUUCAGGGACUAAAGAGAAGCUACAGAUUAGCACAAUAUCAGCCUGUUUAUUCAGUCUAACUCAGGGACUGCCUAAUUUCAGUAUAUCUAAUUGAUUCAAGUCAGAGGCUACAUGGUUACUCAGCAUGUUUGCAAUUUGCUUCAUAAUUGUGUUAUAUAAGUGAACUUGCCUUGCCUUGGACUCAAUGCCUUAUGGCAGUUAAUCAGUAUCUGAAAUAAUGUUGCUCACCUUCAGUUUAAACUAUCCAAGUUAUUUUACCAAACAUAUAGGGUCACUAGAUUGUGACAAUGUUCUUACAACUAAUUAUCUAGUAUUUAGCAAUGUAGGAAUUGCGAAAAAUGCACCACUCCAGAAAAAUGCACUAGGUUUAGCAAUUUUUCCUGCUCAGUGGGGGUUAAGAUGGGUGCAACUAUUAUGCCAGAAUGCAUGUGAGCUCAGCAUUGUGAGAGCUGACUUGACAGUUAGUGCAGGACCAAAGGAGUCAUAUUUAUGUGUCCAGCAGCCUUACAGUAGCUCAGGAAAAACAAGUAAAAUACACUUUCAAUAACCUUCACUAUCUACCUAAAGAUAAGCUUUAUAUUCCUUGAUAAUGGUAAUAAUAUACAUUUAAUCAGGUGAAUUGCUUUUUAAAAACCCAUAUAAUUUUAUAUCAAUGAAAUUCCCCUCCUGCCUCAUAUAGAAUCACCAUCACAACUCUUCUUCUGCAAGCAUAAUACUGAGCUAAACAAUUUGAGCUCACAGUCAUUUCUGUUUAAUUAAAGGUUCCACAAAAAUCCAGAGCAUUACACUACUGAAAUGGGUGUAUGCAGAGCAAAAGAUUUUUGAAAAAAUUCCAUCCCUAACAUUUGACUUCAGGAAGUUCUGGAAGAUGGUAUCCAUUACAAUAGUGAGUGUUAUGUUAUGGUAGGUGGGUAGUGCAGUAUGGUAACUCAGUUAGUACCAUUGUGCCUUCAUUUUUGACCCCAAUAUUCUGUUUUGUCCUUGCAGUCCAAAGACAUGUUCUUUCAAUAAAUUUGCAUCUGGAAAUUGCA
Molecule: messenger RNA, 3649 nt
Organism: Brienomyrus brachyistius
Lineage: Eukaryota; Metazoa; Chordata; Actinopteri; Osteoglossiformes; Mormyridae
Gene: marco
Product: macrophage receptor with collagenous structure
Exons: 12
Coding region: 180-1490 (436 amino acids)
Cellular component (GO): membrane
Source: RefSeq, a predicted model, not a curated record